Molecule: messenger RNA, 2496 nt
Organism: Lotus japonicus
Lineage: Eukaryota; Viridiplantae; Streptophyta; Magnoliopsida; Fabales; Fabaceae
Product: type I inositol polyphosphate 5-phosphatase 2-like
Exons: 11
Coding region: 134-2068 (644 amino acids)
Biological process (GO): phosphatidylinositol dephosphorylation
Molecular function (GO): phosphatidylinositol-4,5-bisphosphate 5-phosphatase activity; inositol-polyphosphate 5-phosphatase activity; phosphatidylinositol-3,4,5-trisphosphate 5-phosphatase activity
Source: RefSeq, a predicted model, not a curated record
CAAAUAGUGACUAAAAAUUGUCAAUGACUGCUUCCAUAUUUAAGUGCUUCAUUCAGGUUUGAAAGUCUAGCACAGUACGUACACAGUGGUUAUUGGUUUCCAGCUAUAGUAUUUAACUAUUUGAAUUGAUGCAAUGAAAGCAAGGAGAGGAAAACGCUCAGAGGCUUUUUGGCCUUCCAUGGUGAUGAAGAAAUGGUUGAAUAUAAAGCCAAAGGUGUAUGAUUUUAGUGAAGAUGAAGUGGACACUGAAACUGAGAGUGAAGAUGAAGGUUGUUUCAAUUUUCAUCCAGCUUGCUCUCCUAAAGCUUCAAGAAUGGGAGUGCGUGAAGAUAAUCCAUUAAGAACAGAAUCAAUAUUCUCAAGUCAAACAUCAGAUGCAUCUUAUAAGAAGUCCUACAAGAUGAGACACAGAAGAGGAAACUCAGAAACUCUGCGUGCUCAGUACAUAAAUACUAAGGAAGUGAGAGUAACAGUUGGCACUUGGAAUGUUGCUGGAAAGCAUCCAUGUAAUGAUCUUGAAAUUGAGGACUGGCUCUGUACCAAAGAGCCAGCAGAUAUUUACAUUAUUGGUUUCCAAGAGGUAGUACCAUUAAAUGCUGGCAAUGUACUGGGAGCUGAGGAUAACACACCCAUCUCAAAAUGGGAGGCAAUCAUUCGAAAAACUCUAAACAAAUCUUCUGAACCUAAAAGUAAACGCAAAAGCCACAGUGCCCCUACUUCUCCAACUGCUUCUGCUGAUGUUCUACCAGACAACAAUGGUGCUAAUCCACUAGAUAAUAUGAUUAAUGAAGAGUAUUUAGUAGGUUUUGACAGUGAUGAGCUAGAACAGGAGCAAGAGAAAAGCAUAAUCAGUUCUAUAGGAAACAAUUUGCAGUUGAAGAGAAUACAUGGCAUUGAUCUUCAGACCACACUUGACUGGCCUGAACGUCCAUUAGAUGCAAAUGCAAUUCCCCUCGCUGAUUCGAGUCCAAAAUUGCGUAGAGUACUAAGCAGUUCAGCUUUAAUUGGCUUUAACUGGACAGAUAAUGCUGUGAAGUUUGCCAGUGGAAUGAAACGUUCACACCAAAGUUCAGGAAACUUGACUUUGCUCUGGAAGGAGCAGCAGCAGCAAGUGGUGCCAGAAGUGUUUGAUUCCCUUGCAGAAGUAUCUGACAUUGUGUUAUCAGAUGAGGAAGAUGAUACUUUUCUUGAAUUACCUGAUGAAGAAGAUGCUAAUGGAAUAGGAACCGCGAAAUCACAUGAAAUGUAUGUCCGGAUUGUCAGCAAGCAGAUGGUGGGAAUUUAUGUUUCUGUUUGGGUGCAAAGGAGGUUGAGGAGGCACAUUAAUAAUUUGAAGGUUUCUCCUGUUGGAGUUGGUAUUAUGGGCUACAUGGGAAACAAGGGUUCUGUUUCAGUUAGCAUGUCUCUCUUUCAGUCAAGGAUGUGUUUUGUUUGUUCCCAUCUGAGUUCUGGUCAGAAGGAAGGGGCAGAACAUAGACGAAACUCAGAUGUUCAUGAAAUUCUUCGACGCACUCGUUUCUCAUCUGUCUUUGAUGCAGACCAGCCUCAGACAAUCCCAUCUCAUGAUCAAAUUUUCUGGUUUGGGGAUUUGAAUUAUCGUAUCAAUUUGUUGGAUGUGGAGGUUCGGAAGCUGGUAGCUCAAAAGAAAUGGGAUGAACUGAUGAAUUAUGAUCAGCUAAGCAAUGAAUUGCAUAGUGGACAUGUGUUUGAUGGAUGGAAAGAGGGGUUUGUAAACUUCCCACCUACUUACAAGUAUGAAUUCAAUUCUGAUAAAUAUGUUGGUGAGAACCCAAAAGAAGGAGAAAAAAAGAGAUCACCAGCUUGGUGUGACCGAAUAUUGUGGCUAGGAAAAGGAAUAAAGCAACUUCAAUAUGGGCGUUCAGAAAAUAAGCUUUCAGAUCAUAGACCAGUUAGUGCAAUCUUCAGUGUUGAUGUUGAAGUAUUUGACCACCGCAAGCUACAACGAGCUCUGAAUUUCACCAAUGCAGCAGUUCACCCAGGGGUUUUCCUUAAAGAUGCAGCAGUGCAUCCUGAGGUUUUCCUUACAGAUGGGGACUUGUCAUAUUAGAUAGACACCUCAAAGGUUGGAAUCUACAUACAACAAUUACUGGCUGUUUUUUCAUUUUUUUGUCAAAUCCUGAAGGCUGUUAAAAUCAUGACUUUUAUAGAUGAUGAGAAGCAAAUGGUAGCCUGUUUGUAAACUGAGCUUCUAUAUGUCAUGUUCAAGGAUCAUACCUCUGAGAUUGAUCUGCACAACAAAUCACUAAAAAUAGUUAUAACACGCAAAUGUAUAUAACCAUGCAAUAGGAGUGUGGAAAUUAUUAUUUUUUUCUUGUGUUAUUAUCUGGUUUCCUCAAGAAAUAACUAUUAUACAAUUCUGGUGUCUUGGUUGUAAUGUAAUCAGUUCUUGACUACAAGUUUUGUCACAGUACUCAACCAUUAUCUUAGUAUCAACAGUUGUAAUGCAAUCAGCAAUGGACUGUUAAUUUUUAGUCA